AUGAGCCAAAUGGGGCGAGACCUAGGGAAUCUGCAGCGAGAGAUCGUUGCAGUUCGAAAUCGUGUGGAGGACCAGGAGAAGCGCACCGAGAUUUCACUGGAAGAGCUUGAGGCCUUGAUAGCUGCCAAGGAUGAGGAAUACAAGCGAAGGUUUCGGAAACAGGCGCAACAAAACGCCGAUGCGAUCAACAGGCUUCUCGAGCGCCUAGAUUCCAACGCCGUCGAUGAAAAGAGCAAGGUCGUUCACAAGGCUCUCGUUGAGCUGAAGCUGGAGCUCCGCUCGCUCCUCUCGUCUCUGGAGGGAAUAUCCAGCAACGAGGUAUCUGCCAACAAGCUGCGGAGUAUGGGGGCUAUCCGCCACCUGUUGGUCAAUAUUUCAGAGAGGGCGAGGGUGCUGGAGGAGGAGAUUGGAGAUCUCGCUACGCUUGCCAAAGAUAUCGUCAUGGACAGCCCUGCGGCAAUGGUGGGUGAAGAGUUACAAUGGGGAAAAGAGGGGCGGAAGGGUGGUGAAGAGAGGGAGGUUCUGCAGGCACGUCGAGCGGAAGACGGGGGAAACACCAAGCACCACCGUCGCACCUCCAGCGCAGAAGCCGCGACCGCCUUAGUCACAGCAAACCUCGCCGGAGGGGGCGGGAUCACCGAAGGCGCCACCUCGGAGGACGGCGGGGGGGAUGGUGGUGGGAGCAGAGGGGUAGAGUCAUCGACGAGCGGCGCGUCACCUCAAGCGUGGGCCAAGCUCAACUACCUGACCUAUACGAGACAUGGCACCUCGGAAAAAAUGCCUUUUCCGGCAGGAAUGGUUGUGCUCUUGAAGGCCCUCUCGAACGUACUGAACCACUGUGUUGGCACCGGAGACCUUGCGAUACGACUUUCCGUGACGCUGGAGGACCUGACGGUCUACGUUGCUCAGCGCGCGGAUAAGGAACGGGAAUCGGUCAUCCGGCAGCUCAGCGCACCCGUGGAUAGCGUGAAGGAAAAGCUGGGGGAGAUGGAAAACGCUCUUGCCGGCUUCCAACGAACGAUGCACCUCGUCCUUAGCGAAGUGGAUGCGGAUAGAGAGCGCUCGCAGGCCAUCGCAGAACUUGGGACCACCGUGGAAACCAUGCAAAGGUUGUUCUCGCGACUCAGCGAAGAGCUUAGUUCAAAGGCAGGCGCAUCUGAGAUCGAGAAGGCGCUCGAAGAAAUGACGUCGAAAAUCAACAAGUCGGCCAACGAACAGACGAAGCUCCAACGGUUAGGCAGGGUGCUCGGGAAGGACCAGAACAGUUCGGUCGCAAUGAAAAGACUCCAGAUCGAGCUAGAACAGGUACCGAAAGGGCUCGACGAGUGGUACACGGGCGCGGGGGGACUGGGCGGCCCCAAGGAUCGAGUUGUCGAAGUCGGAGGCGGAAACGAUGGAGGCGGUCACGGUGAACGGGGCGGCGGCGGCGGCGGCAGGGGCGGCGGCGGCAGGGGCGGCGACGGCAGCGGUGUUACCGGUAUCGGGACGUCCAGGACACCAGGGCGGACGCAACCCGUGAUGACCCCUGGAAAGAUAGUCCCGCGCGGAUCGGCGACGGCGCCUUCGGCGUCGGCGUCUUCGGCGUCGGGUGAGCCCGGAAUCGUUCCACCUAAAGGUCCUCAGGGUCCACUGCUCUUUGAGAGAACGGGAACGACGGACGAUGUAGGGGGGUCGGGGGGUCCGGGACUGAAAGGGCGGGUGCUGAGGGGAGGUGGAGGGGGCAGUGGUUCGGCAUCGGCGGACGGGAACGUUAGUGUCUCAAAGGAGGAGCAUGCUAUCUACCACCCGUGCGUCGCGAUUGGUCUCUACUUUCAGCGGCGUGGUUGA
Molecule: messenger RNA, 1827 nt
Organism: Ectocarpus sp. CCAP 1310/34
Lineage: Eukaryota; Phaeophyceae; Ectocarpales; Ectocarpaceae
Source: the annotation of a GenBank genome assembly